AUGGGUACACCGCAGGCGGGGGGCUCGGAGCCCCCCGCUUCCAUCACUACUUCAGCAGCAGCAGCAACAACAGCAACAGCAGAAGCUAUCUUGCGGGGGGAGCUGCGGCUCCGCCGGCCGCACCAGGGACCUAUCCAGGGCCAGCACAGAGACAGUGACGUUGAUGAGUACAAGAGCAUCGAUGAGUGUGAGAGUGAUUCGUACGCUGCAGGCGCAGGCAAAAGGGGGAAACCCUCCUGCAGCUCCACCGCCACAAACACAACAGAAACAGACACGAACAAAAACACCACACAAACACUCAGCAGCAAACACGAAGCCAAGCAGGCAAGAGAGGAAGCAGCAGACACCGAUAAACUAAAGGGAAUAGAUCCUGCAGUUACCGCGCCCAACAAACCCCCCGCCAAUGAGCAGCAGCAGCAGCAACAGCAAGAGCAGCAGCAGCCAGAGCAGCAGAAAAAAGAGCAGAAGCAGCAGCAAGAGCUGCCGCAGCUGCAGCAGCAGCAAAAGCAGCAGCAAGAGCAGGAACAGCAGCAGGAGGAAAAGGAGCAGCAGCAAGAGGAAAAGCAGCAGCAGGAGGAGGAAAAGGAGCAGCAGCAGCCAGAGCAGCAACAGCAGCCAAAGGAGCAGCAGCAAAAGCAGCAGCAGGAGGAAGCAAAGCAGCAGCAGCGUCAAGCAGCUCGUUUGUUUAUAGAAGUAACACCACAAAUACAGCAGUUCCUUGAGCGCAGCGUCCCCCACAAGAAGCGGGUGGCGUUGGUCGUCAACAAAACCAUCGAGCUCGAUGUGCUGCAGAAACUUAGAGAGAAUGGAGAGAUAUGA
Messenger RNA from Eimeria mitis, 819 nucleotides. RefSeq lists its product as uncharacterized. Lineage: Eukaryota; Apicomplexa; Conoidasida; Eucoccidiorida; Eimeriidae. Bases 1 to 819 code for a protein of 272 amino acids. The record is from RefSeq and is a predicted model, not a curated record. The transcript is spliced from 2 exons.